Molecule: messenger RNA, 834 nt
Organism: Punctularia strigosozonata HHB-11173 SS5
Lineage: Eukaryota; Fungi; Basidiomycota; Agaricomycetes; Corticiales; Punctulariaceae
Product: kinase-like protein
Exons: 4
Biological process (GO): protein phosphorylation
Molecular function (GO): ATP binding; protein kinase activity
Source: RefSeq, a predicted model, not a curated record
CUUGCUCGUGAAGCUCUCUUUUGGCGGCAACUGAAGCACCCGCAUAUAUUGCCCUUGUUGGGGAUUGACACAGAUUCCUUCGAGCCGCAUAUGUGCAUGGUCUCCCCACUAAUGCUCAAUGGUACUCUGUUGGACUACAUCCGACGUUCGGGGCCUCACAAUGUCGAUCGGAUGCGACUAUGCAUCGAGGUUAUGCAAGGUGUUUGCUAUCUUCACGAGAACAAAUUGAUACACGGUGAUCUCCGAGCGUGCAACGUAUUCGUCGACUCCACAGAACAGGCCGUGGUGUCCGACUUCGGCUUGAUCUCUUUCGUCGAGCAAUAUGGCGGAGAUGCAUCCUCGAGUUGCACUGGAAAUCCCAGAUGGAUGGCACCUGAGCUGCAAUCUGCUUGGGAGCACGUACGCAGAACCACCGCCAGCGACGUUUAUUCGCUCGGAUGCUUAUUCUAUGAGGUACGGUUCUGGAUGAUAACUCUGCACAAGCCAUUCGCUGAAAUACGCCGGGACGUGUCCGUUGUCUUCGAAGUGGCUCGGGGAGCUCGGCCCACUCGGCCCGCUGAGGAUCUCUUCCCAAUGCACGUCUACGCCGAGAACUUCUGGGGCAUUCUGGUUUCCUGUUGGUUGGAAAACCCAGACCAGCGCCCAUCUGCAGCUUCGUUACUUUCAUGCAUGCAAGCGCCUCGUUUGUACAAGACGAGGUUUCAAUCUCAGUAUGAGCAUCAACGAACCCAGACGGCUCCCGUCCAACGCAGAUCCAGGUGGAUAAUUGACUGUGUCGAAAUCACGCGUAAGCGCCCCCCGCCUUCACGGGUAAUGUCGAAUUCUUGUAUAUAG